This is a messenger RNA of Clunio marinus, 2050 nucleotides long. Lineage: Eukaryota; Metazoa; Arthropoda; Insecta; Diptera; Chironomidae. The record is from the annotation of a GenBank genome assembly.
GUUGUUACAACAACAAGAACCCGUUCUUACCAAGCUUCUUUAAUCAUUUCUAUAAUUUUUGCUUAAUUGCGACAUAUUAUACAAAUAGAAAAUAGCAUAAACUUUUUACGAUUAUUGUUAUUUUUUUGUUGUUAUUUCUUUUUCUUUUAAAUAUAUUUUUCAUAUAAAACCAUUCGAGAAUGAAUAGAAAACUAAAAUUAACUGCAAACAAGCCGGUAAAAAAAUCAUCAAAGAAAAAUGGUUACGAUAUGCCAAAACCAUUGAAAACAGGAGACGUGUUGACCGAUAAUAAGAAAAAGCAGUGGAUUAUAGGAAAGUCAAUAGGAAUUGGUGGUUUUGGUGAAAUUUACUCUGCACGUGAAGGUAAUUCAGCUAUAAGAAAUGUUGAAAAUUUCCCGUUUGUCGUUAAAAUUGAGCCUAAAGAAAAUGGACCAUUGUUUGUAGAGAUGCAUUUUUAUAUGCGAAAUGCUAAACCAGAUGACAUUGAACAUUUUAAAAAAUCUCACAAUUUGACAUCAAUGGGAAUGCCUGAAUUUAUUGCAAUGGGCUCUCACGAAAUUCAGAACACCAAACAUCGCUUCAUAGUGUUACCUCGUUUUGGAAGAGAUGUUGGAAAGAUUUUCAUGGAACACAAUAAAAAAAUGCCUUUGCAUACUGUUUAUCGUCUUGGAUGGCAAAUAGUAAAUGUUUUAGAAUAUAUUCAUAGCUGUACAUAUGUUCACAAUGAUAUUAAAGGAUCCAACUUAUUGCUCGGAUUAGGAAAAAAUGGCAACGAACAAGUUUAUUUACUUGACUAUGGUUUAGCAUGUCACUACAACACCAAAGAUUUUAAACCAGAUCCUAAGAAAAUGCACAACGGAACAAUUGAAUAUACAUCACGCGACGCUCAUAAUGGUGUGCCAACAAUGCGUGGUGAUUUUGAAAUAUUAGCUUACAAUCUAUUGGAAUGGAUUGGUGGUAUACUUCCAUGGAUAGCAAAGAAAAUACUCUUAAAACCACUUGAAGUCCAAAAAAUGAAAGAAGAAUUUAUGAAGUCAACAGAAAAAUCAUUAAAAAUAUGUUUUGAUGGUAAAAAUAAUAAUGUUCCAUCAGGCCUCUUGACAUUUUUCAAGUAUUUAGAAACAAUGAAACAUGAUACAGUUCCCGAAUACGAUAAGAUCCGAAGCAUAUUUGAAACUGGCUUGAAAGAUUUGGGCUAUAAGAAUAGUGGAGAACUUGAAUUUGAACAGGCCAAAACAACUCCAAAAGCAACUGUUAUUGAUGAAAAGAAGCAAAGAAAAAAACCUGGACGACCAACUUUCACAAAAGAACCAGUCAAAGAAUCAUUGAGAGAAGAAGUAAUUUCCAAACGUAAGACAACACGUAAACGAUAUUUAGAAGUUAAUUCCUCUGAGUCCGAUGAAGAAGAGCUCUUCGUAGAGCCUAAAACUGCUAAGAAAAAAUCAAAACCAGUUCAAAUUGUUGAAAAAACAAAAGUUGUUCCGAGAGCAAAACGAAACCGAGAUAAUAAAAAUGCUGUUCAUAAUUCAAAGAAGAGAGGAAAAGAUGAUCAAUCUGAGGACGAGGAAGCGACAAAGAUGUCACAUUCAAUACAGCCGAUAGAAAAAUCUAAGCACCAACUUUCGUCAAGUAAUGGUAACUAUCAUAUUACACCAACAACCCCACCUAACCAAGAGGAAUCUCUAAUAAAUGAUAAAUCAUCAAAAGAUGAUAAAAAUAGCAAUACCAAAGCUUCUUUGACUCUCAAGUCUCAGAAAAAAAAUGCAAAUAAAAAGACAAUUCAGCUUAAUUUCAAUUUAGAUGUCUCUUUAGAUUCAGACUUGGUCGUUGUGGUUAAUAGAAAGGAAAAGAAGAAGAAAGCUACCAGUGAUGAUAUCUCAAGUGCUGAUGGCAAAAAACCUGAUGAUUCGGUUAACGUCGCAGGUUUCUACAAAGGAAAAUAUGCAAAAAAAUGAAUGAAAAAUUUUCCAAUUUUUUUUUGUCAUUAUCAUUUAACAUUUCAUUGUAUCUUUAAUUAAAAUUUGCUUAAUAAAAACUUUUCAGAAAUAAA